This is a messenger RNA of Lycium barbarum (goji berry), 1281 nucleotides long. RefSeq lists its product as uncharacterized. The transcript has 4 exons. The coding region runs from base 956 to 1186 and encodes 76 amino acids. NCBI's taxonomy places the organism in Eukaryota, Viridiplantae, Streptophyta, Magnoliopsida, Solanales, Solanaceae. Gene Ontology annotation, biological process: developmental process. The record is from RefSeq and is a predicted model, not a curated record.
AAAAUGCAUGUUCAAACACAACUCGAAGUUUCAACAAUCACAACUUCAAAAACUCAAAUUGUCAAGUUUCAAGUUUCAACUUCAAAAUCUAUGACCAAAUGAGAGCUUAAGAUAACAAGAUUCAAAAGUUUUUUUAUUAAUUAAACUUUGCGUCAAGUGAAAAUCAGACGAACAUUUUAGGGAAAUCUUAGUAGUUCAGUUGGUUGACAACCUGAACUUUCACCUAAUUGUUAAGGGGUUCGAUUCCCCACAUUGUAAUCGCCUUCCCCAUUUCUUCUUUCCCACCCCCGCUUAAAAAAAAAAAAAAAGAGAGAAGGAGACGAACAUUUUGAACAGAGGGAGUAAAUAGUUCUCCCUUUGCAGGUAUGCCUUAGCGGUCCACUAGCCAAUCUUAUACGUGACCACGUGGUCUGGUGUGGGCUUUGUUGUCUGACCAAAUGAGUGUUGGUAGGACUAUUUGGAUCCUUUCUGGGCUGCUAACUGUAUCAUUGUGGACCUAUUUUGUCACGUGGACUUUGAUGAUCUGGCCUUCAAGAAGAAUUGCCUUAGAAUAAUGAAUCAUUCGUAAUCUCAAUUCAACCAAUCAUAUGUCUCUUCCCACGUGGGACUUAAUACCCCAUCAACUUAAUGACAUCACAUUCACCUCACUCUAAAAAAUGUAAUAGUAUUAUAUUCUACUUCAUAAUGGAGUAUCUUUUUUUUUUUUUUCAUAAUAAAAUACAAUUUUCCAUCUUUAACUUUCUCUCUAAAGUCUUCGAUCCAAAUGUAGCUUAAUCAGUUGUAAUUAUUUAGUGAAAUCUACAGUCAUUUCUUCUCCCCCAAUACCCUACUUUUACCUUAUCAUUUUCUUCUUCUUCUUCCCUCUAUUAUUAGUCUCUUCUCAUAUUCAAUAAAAAUAAAAAUUUUAAAAGUAGUCAUCGUGACAUUUUAAUUGGAUUUCUUUGAAGUAUAUACGAUGGGUGAUUCUUCCGCUCAAUACAUCCACUUGGUACAUCACUUGAUUGAAGAAUGUUUAUUGUUCAACAUGAGCAGAGAGGAAUGCAUGGAAGCACUCUCCAAACAUGCAAAUAUACAGCCAGUUAUCACCUCCACAGACAAGGGCAGAUGCUUUGUACCAAGGGCAGAUAAACUUUUAACACCAAGCAGUGUGGAAGGAGUUGGAGAAGGAGAACAAGGAGUUCUUUGAGACUUACAAGAGAAAACACAAGGAGGAAGGAUCAUCAACAAGUAAUAAUACAAAAUCCCAAAUGGAGAUAACAAGACAAAGAAUCAACAAUUUGC